CGUUGCUUGAAUCGUCAUUGCAUUAAAAGGCUGCUGAAAUUUCCUGCCCCUCCUCUUUUCGUGAAGUAUGCGACAAAACGUAGUGAUCUGCGCUGCCUUUGCUUGGUUUGUGAUGCAACAGGCUUUAUUUAGAAUUUCAGACCAGAAUUCCCAUCCCUUUCAUAAUAUCCAACAUUCAAUAACUGAUGCUGGCAAAAAUAACUAAGCACGAUAACACUUGGCAAGAGGCUUAUGAAACAUUAGACUUAUUACUCAAUUGUCUUAUUUGAUAUAGGGGAAGUUGUUUAAAUCUAUUAUUAAAUUGAAUUAAAAGGAGAGAAGAUUCAGAAGAUUAAACCACCAAUGUAGGAAAAUGGUAACGAGCUACAAUAAAUAAGGCCUAUCAAAACUGAUAAGUGAACCCAUACACAUAUUUUAUUGUUCCUACGCUAAGCUUUGUCGUUUAACAUUUUUUCUUAAUUUGUGUUUCAGCGCCAGCCCCACAAGGUAAGUUUUAUCCAGCCAGUCACUGUGGUAUGUAGAGAAAAAGACAAACCGACUGGCAAAUAGAAAGAUAGACCGACAGACAGACAGACUGACAGAAAAGAUUGAAUGACAGGAAGACUGGCAGGCAGACUGACAGGAAGACUGACAGGCAGACUGACAGGAAGACUGAUAGGCAGCUGACAGACAAACUAACCGACAGAUAGGCUGACGGAGAGACAGACAGACAGAAUGACAGAUAGACUGACAGAAUGAUGGAUAGACUGACAGAAAGACAUACAGACAGAUAGACAGAUCGACAAACAGACAGACAGACUGACGGUUAGACUGAAGAACAGACUGACAGAUAGACCAACAGAGAGACGGGCAGACAGACAGACAGACUGACAGCCUGAUAGACUGACAGCCUGAUAGACUGACAGGCAGACAGACAGACAGACAGGCAGACAAAGUGACUGACAAAUAGACUGACAGACUGACAAAAAAACUGACAGACAGACUGACAGACCGAUAGACAGACAGACAACCAGAUAGACUGGCAGUCUGACAGGCAGACAGCCUGACAAGCACACGGACAAACAUUUGAUAGAAAGCAAAAAUAAAGAUCGUGACUAAAAUACCACAUAAGUCCUAUGAGUGACAUACAGGUAACAUAUGACUGAAUGAGAGUAACGUUCGAAUACAUACGGAAAUUACUGAUUUUUUGAAUUGCAUGAAGAGCCAUUUUCUCCCUGUCUUGGACUGAUAAUGCGAACGCACUCUUAUGUGUCACUCUUCGUACUUGUAUGGUGCUUUUUUUUCAUGAUCGUAAAUAAACGCACAGAGAUAGGUGAAGAGGUAGACAAACGGACACGGAGAAAAACACUGUUCAUUUACAGACGUACUAACACAGAGCUGCGCAAUAUCCCAGCAGAGAAAAUUAGCAAACAUCAGUCCUAAUCGUGUUCAUUAAACACUUUUGCUCGAGAAUGAGCCAAAAGAGGAUUGGAGAGAGAAAUAGAAAAGAAAAUUGAUUGAUGCCUUAAAAGUUGUGAUUGUUACUUAUCUCACGAUGCAGACACCAUAUUGAAGAUGGUAACAUUAUGAGACAAAAACGAUAGGUUAAAAUAAAACUUUGAUUUUCACCUCACUUUCCAGUGUACGAUAGACAAUGACAUUUACUUCAAGUUUUAAGGUGAAAACCUGACAGAAAAUGUGCUUUCAGCAUUGCUUUUGCUAGUAAAUUUAACAAUGUCUUGUAUCAAAGUAACCAUAGCACAUAGUCUCGUAAUUUGUUCCGCCACGAUAUUAUAAAAAGUAUUUAAUCUCUUGUGUCCGCAGAACUCUGCAUAACCACUACUGAUUAGUGUUGAUAAUUCCCACGCACAUUUUCAGAGACUUUGACGUCUUUGAUCAUUUUCAAUAUGGUAUUCGAAUCAUUUUUGUUUUUGUUUGCUCAUGUAGUGGACCCUGAUGCCUGCCUGAAAGCCCAUAAUGAAAAACGAGCACUUCACCCUGGAACUCCAAUGCUGGUCUGGGAUGAUACACUGGCUCAACAUGCUAAAACCUGGGCUGAUCACCUGGCUUCCAAGGGAACGCUGGAGCACGCAGAAAACACUGGAGAAGGAGAAAACCUUUAUUAUUUUGGGACUUCGGGCUCAUAUGUGGCGACAUGUGAUGAUGCAGUGCAGGCUUGGUAAGUAACUUUCCGUUUAAUGAACCCCACUCGAUUGGACCUCUAUUUACAGUCCUCCCUUGCGCCAAGAUAGCGAAAUAUUAUCGUCAGUUAAUAUUGACUUCGUAGUGAAUAUAUCUUUGACGAAUGGUUAACUGCAACAGAUUAUUUUUAGUCCGGAUAUUACUGAUAAAAAUGUUGCUUCUUCUUAGUAAAUUUUAAAGGUGAUGACAUCAGAUGAAAUUAUCGGAUUAUGGAUGUUGUUUUUAUCUACAAUCAAAUUAUCUUAUCGAUUUACAUUCAAAGAAAUGAAUAUUAGCCAUAACGUAGAAUCCCUCAUCAAAUCUUGCGCUCUUUCUUCUCGCUCUACGUCUUUCUGGACUCCGUCUUUCGCUUAAGCUGCCUAUGAAAAUUAGGCUUCUGUGUUGAUCUUGCAAUCACAGGUACGAUGAAAUCAAGGACUAUGAUUACCAAAAUCCUGUUUUCAGUCUUAGUACUGGCCAUUUCACCGCGGUAAGUUGUGUUUGUUCUCAGCUGUGGGUACUCAGUUGUCAAAUAGCAUGCUGAUUCAAACACGAAGUUGGUUUGGGUGAGUCCAAAUGGUUGUUUACGUUGCUUUUCUACAACGAUCACAGAUAAUGCCAUUAUUUAUAUCCAAUGAUGUUAUUUUCCAGUUUCUCUAUUUUUGGUAAGAAGAAAGUGGUCUUUUUAUCUAUGUACUUCAAAUGUAUGUGUGUAUUAAAUUUAUUUACAAAGGACGACGACAACCAGUUAAAAAAUGAAAAACUUGCGGCCUUCAAGUUGACAAUGUCACAAUUUAAAUGUCUAAAGAUAACUCUAGGGAAAUUGGUGUCUAAAUAUGAAAAAAAAAACCGUUUUCCCUUUUAAAACUCUACACACUUUGGCAUUUCCUAAAAUAUUAAAUGCAUAAAAAUCAGUGAGGCUUAUUAUUAAAUUAAUUACACCUUUUCUCUUUUUCCUUUUUUUUUUUUAAUUAGGAAAUUACAAAAUUUUGUCUGAAAUUAAUCAACUUUGCGUCACUGAAAUUAAUUUUGCAGGUGGUUUGGAAAAGCACCACUCGUGUGGGAGCGGCUCUUGCGAAAGUAGUGGAUGGCGGAUACACCAAGACUUACGUCGUGGCGCGCUACUCACCACAAGGAAAUAUUAAAGGACGCUUCGCGGAGAACGUGCUGCCUUUGGCCUCAUAG
Pocillopora meandrina is the source of this 3345-nucleotide messenger RNA. Lineage: Eukaryota; Metazoa; Cnidaria; Anthozoa; Scleractinia; Pocilloporidae. The record is from the annotation of a GenBank genome assembly.